CGUUAUCUUUGCGUGUCAAAAAGAUACACAUCAAAUAACACUAUUUGACAUAUUAUAUAAAUAAGCUUCUUUACCAAUCAGGACCUGAAUAUGACUCCACGUCACACAAUAAUUUAACACGUUCAUUAAUUUUGUACGUAGUUAUUACACAUUGAUUACACUCUCACUCGUAUUUCAUAUGUCACAUCGAUUCACCGAGACGUAUGCUAAGAGUCAUAGAUUUUGUCACUGAUGAUCACAUUUGCAUAAAGGUCGUUUGGACUCCGCCCAAGUCUCAGGUACUGAUGAAAGACGUUCACUCAACUUCUGUCCUUCCGAGGUCAAAUUAGCUAGCUAGUUAACAAUGGCAGCCCAAUUUCUCGAAAAUUGUAAAUCUACCAUUUGAUUGCACCAGACUGCUGCUCACGGACAGAAGAGAUGGACUUCAACCAUCAAUAGCCAGGUAGAGGUUUGUUAUCCAUGGUGCUGUGGAUGGUUACAGCAGAUGGUUAAGGCCUCUGACAACAGCCACAGUCAUGGAGUCAUUCGAAGCAGCCAUCAUCAGCUACGGAGUACCCUCCCAGGUGAGAUGUGACUGGGUGGUGAAAACAACCUUAUCUGUGCCUUCAUGGAGCAGUUCAGGGGUGGUGAGAGGGGAAGUAGCACUCACAACCAGAGGAUAGAGCAGCUGUGGGGGGACGUCUGGCAUGGAGUCUCCAACGUUUACCAUGACCUGUUCACCUUCUUGAAGACGGAGCAGAUCAUCGACAUCAGCAAUGAGGUGCACCUGUGGGCACUGCACUUUGUGUUCCUGCCACGGGUGAACAGAGAUCUUACUGUGUUUGCCAGUCAGUGGAACCACCAUGGGCUGAGGACUGAACAACGGCAGUCACCUCUGCAGUCGUUCGUCUCGGGUUCCCUGGCAAUGCAGAGGGCCAAUCUGACAGCAGUAAGGGAUUUGUUCGCCCCAAAUUCAACCACCAUCAGCUCUCAAGCCACCACCUCAGCUCCUCCAACCACCAGCUCAGCUCCCGCAACCACUGGCGUUACAGCUCUUUAUUGGUCGGAAUGGGUGAUUGUGCCACAAAUCCAGUUCACCAUCAGCAACACACAGAUGAAACUGUUGCGGACAGUAAUUCCAUUGGAAGGCCCCAGAGGCAGCCUGGGAGUUGACAAUCUACAGAGGGUUAUGGCAGUUAUAUCUUCAGCGCCACUCGUUCCUACUCCAACCUGACUUACUACAACCCCUGAUACUCCCCUACUGGGAUGAGGGAUUGGAUGCUAUAUCUUCAGCGCCACUCGUUCCUUUGAAUCAGUUCAUUUUUAUAAUACUAUUAUACAUUUUAUAAUACUAACAUUCCCCCUCUUUCAGACACUGUAUGAUUUGGUCUCUAGAAAGGUACGAUAGACAUCUUCAACUCUAAACGGAUGGGGUCCAGAGUUUAGACACAGGUGGCCUUAACAAAAGUUAAAUACUUCCCCAUUCCAGUACGAUUCUGUCUGGCCAUAUUUGGAGAAAGUCAGGUACUGUUGAUAUACGGCCUAUGGUUAUUGUAUUUUGCUUUAUGGCGCUUUAGCACAGCAUUCCAUCUUCUGACACAAUAUUUGUCUUCCACUCAGUACAACACGACCCAGGAGAGGCCUACUGCAAGCACUGGUUUGGAGCCUUCAGAGUGUGCCUGCUGUGGGAGGACAACAGAACAUUCUGAAUGGACAUUAUUAAAACAGAACUUACAUGUUUGUAAUGCCCAAUUGGGACUUUUAUAAAUUGUUAAAAUAAAUAAUUGUGUGGAGAACGCCCUAUAGUUAAAAAAAUAAACUGAAGAUAGUG
Salmo salar (Atlantic salmon) is the source of this 1810-nucleotide messenger RNA. The record is from RefSeq and is a predicted model, not a curated record. NCBI's taxonomy places the organism in Eukaryota, Metazoa, Chordata, Actinopteri, Salmoniformes, Salmonidae.